UUAUGUCUGACAACGUAGCGAUUGUUUUGCCCAUCUUGAAGCGAGUGAUAGAUGAAGUUAUGAAUAACACAAUAGAUAGAGUACAAGACAUGAAUGAUGAUUCGCCUUUUGAACGAUCAUUGUGUGCUGCUUGGGAUGUAUGCACAGUACAAGACUAUGCUUUGGCUAUCCAUAACACACAAUUUCAUCGAGUGCUAUUAAAAGUAAGCGAUCUUAUGACUCUAGGGCGCUAAUCAAGUUAGAUUGUCACUACAACCACUAGACCAAGAACAAGGGAACUUGCUAUGGGCACAUUAGCCAACAUGGCAUGUCAUUGGGACUGUGGCAUAGGUCCUUCCUUAUUAAAUGAUAGGGAUAUUUUGUUAUUAUGUCGGUCUAUUCUUUGGAAUGAAAAUGAUGCUCGAGUCUUGUUAGAGACAACAAGACUCUUGAACACAUUUCUAUCGUGUUCGAUUGAUACAAGCCAUCAGACAGUCAUUGAGCAUGAUCAUUUAACCGAAUUUCUUUCACCAGUUCAAAUGGCACCUUCUAUCUUUCAUCAAUAUACAGUCAUUAUAUGCAACACACUCUAUUCUGAACUGUUGCUGAAGAGUCUUGAAGUGACAACGCGUAUUGUGGUCUAUACAAAUGCAAUUACCAACAGUAUCACAAGGCGUAGACAGCGAGCUGAAGAAACAGAAGUACUAGACAAAUCAGACACACUUACACUGGUUAAAUGGGGUGCUGAACGUCUAGAAGAAGAAGGAAGGGGUGUGGGUAUUGGUAUGGGGUUUCACCGUGGUAUUGCUAAAAAUGUCAUGCAUUUACUAUGGGCCUUAAUGGCUUAUGGGAUGGUCAGUAUUCAUGAUUGUGGUCCUGAAAUGACGCAUGGUCUAGGUCAAUCCAUGUCUCGUUUAGUGUCUUAUAUUCAAGAAGAUGAUCUUGAUACAAGAACAGAAGAUGAAGACAUACAAAACUUGGCUCAAGCACUCAAUACAAAACUAUCCAUGGCCAGUUAACAUAUAUAUAUUAUUUUAUUUUAUUUUAUUAUUAUUAUUAUUAUUGUAAAUUUACACAAUUGUAUUAUGUUCCUUUCUUCUACAAAUAGAUUCAUCAUCAUCAGAG
Messenger RNA from Gilbertella persicaria, 1104 nucleotides. RefSeq lists its product as uncharacterized. Lineage: Eukaryota; Fungi; Mucoromycota; Mucoromycetes; Mucorales; Choanephoraceae. The record is from RefSeq and is a predicted model, not a curated record. The coding region runs from base 285 to 998 and encodes 237 amino acids. The transcript has 3 exons.